AUGGAAAAUGAAUUUAUGAAGUUACAACUAGAUUCACUUAAAGAUUUUGAAUAUAUCAAAAAAUGUGUAUUAGAAUCUUCUAGAGAAACAAUUAAAGACACUUCGGGCGUUGGUAAUGACCCCGAGACCUUUGAGGUUGUCUCGAAGUGUGUGGAAAAGUGGGUUAAUAAGUUAUUCAAAUAUGUCGCAUAUAAUACACAAAUUAAUGGGAUUGAUUACAAUAAAGCUAUUGAAUCACAAGAGGAAACUUUACCAUUCGACGAACGCCUAAACGACACCGUCCAAGAAAAAGAACUCGAGUACUACGAAAUGCUGGUACGCGUCACCAAUCGACGUCGCUUGAUUCCAGAUCAAGCCAAACUGUUGUUGGCGGAUGCGAUGAGACGACAGUCGGCUAUCGUGGAUCAAAUACCAGAAAAAGAAAAAACUAUGGAAAUGUAUCGGAAUGGAUUGUCACUUUUAUCUGAUCUGAAAAAGUCUGUUUCGGCAAACUUUUCCAAAUUAGAACGAGCUCAGACAGUUGUUGAUGACCUCUUUCUACUACAUCAAUAA
Molecule: messenger RNA, 552 nt
Organism: Ambispora gerdemannii
Lineage: Eukaryota; Fungi; Glomeromycota; Glomeromycetes; Archaeosporales; Ambisporaceae
Source: the annotation of a GenBank genome assembly